GGGCAGCAGAACCGCCCCUUCGCUGGCCCAGCCCUGUUUCAAAUGGAGUUUAUGAGCCGGUUACUUUUUCAUUGACCACCUUCCUCAUGUUAGUUGCUUUCACUCACAAAACUUGUUUUUGCUACUUUGGCCAUAUUAUCAUAUUCUUAUCUCAUUGUUUCCUGUGGUUGUUUUUGCUACUUUGGCCGGUUGAUCUGUUUGUUAUCUUAUUGUUUCUUGUGGUUAUUAUGUCCUCGCUUGCUUGGGAAUGGAGUGAACUAAUCCUGCUCUGGCUUGUGCUUGUUGGGCUGUUGUGGUUAUGGUGGUUGUGCUCAGAAAUCGACUAAGGCUGCUUACAACUUUUCUGGAGCAUUUGGUUGCAGAAGGAAGCAAGGAUGUCCAUGUGCACAAUGCCAUUGGCAAGAUUCUUAUCGACACAAACAAUAAUCCUGAGCACUUUCUCAACACAAACCCCUAUUAUGACGCACGUGUUGUGGGCAAACACUGUGAAAAGCGUGAUCCCCUUCUGGCCUGUGUUGCUUACAAAAAGGGCCAGUGCGACGAUGAGCUCAUUGCAGUUACGAGCAAGAACUCCCUGUUCAAGAUCCAGUCCAGGUAUGUGGUUGAGAGGCAGGAUGAUGAGCUGUGGGCCAAAGUUCUUGAUCCAAAGAACAAGUUUCGACGGCAGCUCAUUGAUCAGGUGGUUUCAACUGCUUUGCCAGAGAGCAAGAGUCCAGAACAGGUCUCAAAGGCAGUGAUGGCCUUCAUGACAGCAGACCUUCCGCAUGAGCUCAUUGAGUUACUUGAGAAAAUUGUGCUCCAGAACUCUGCUUUCAGUGGCAAUCCGAAUCUCCAGAAUCUGCUUCUUUUGACGGCAAUUAAGGUGGAUACAACUCGUGUCAUGGACUACGUCAACCGGCUUGACAAUUUUGAUGGCCCUGCUGUGGGAGAGAUAGCAGUCGCCGCAGAGCUUUACGAGGAGGCUUUUGCGAUUUACAAGAAGUUUUCACACAAUGUGCUUGCUGUGAAUGUCUUACUCGACAACAUUGGGAGUAUUGAACGUGCCGUCGAUUUUGCCACACGAGUCGAAGAGAGCGAAGUGUGGACCCAGGUUGGGAAGGCCCAACUCCGAGAAGGAAGAAUAGGGGACGCCAUUGAUUCUUUCAUUCGUGCCAAUGAUGUGUCACUCUACAGUGAAGUCAUCAUGGCAGCAGAGCUUGCGGAGGCAUUUGAAGAGCUGGUCAAAUAUCUCAUCAUGGUGCGAAAGACCGUGAAGGAGUCAAGGGUGGACGGUGAGCUUCUUUAUGCAUAUGCGAAAAUCAAUAAGCUGGAACAAAUGGAGGCAUUCCUUGAGGAGCCCAACGUAGCAAACCUUCAGGCCGUGGGAGAUCGUUGCUUUGAUGAAGCACUUUAUGAAGCCGCAAAAGUCAUCUUCACUCGUAUAUCCAAUUGGCAAAGACUGGCGUCGACUCUCCUCAAACUCAAGCAAUUCCAGCAAGCGGUGGAAGCUGCACGGAAUGCAGAUAGCAUGAGAACCUGGAAGGAGGUUUGCUUUGCUUGUGUUGAUGCCGAGGAGUUCAGGUUGGCACAUACCUGUGGUCUGAAUAUUAUCGUACAGAACACUCUAGACCAGAUCCUGGACAUUUUGCGAAGGCCAGGAUUUAGGCCACCAGCACAAUCGCCGUUGUUAUUAACGGCGAUGUUAGGCCCCUUUCCCGUACAAGCUGGCACACAACCAAGUGGCACGUCUGCAGCAGCUGCACAGACUGUUGCUUCUUCUUCGUCGGGUCCAGCGGUGGGUGCUACACCACCGCAACAACCUGUUCCUCAACAGGGACAGCCGCAAGGUCAAUGGUACCUUAAGAUCCCAAUGAAACCGCCUCUUGCCUUCUCAGGCGAGAGGAAGGACGAAGAACACAACACUUGGUUGAGAACAAUUCCGGUUUGGGUGAAGGCGAAGAGGACCUUGCCAGAGGACGAAGAGGUAACUGCUGCAUCUUACCUCGAAGAGAUCGAUGAGCUCACAGGCCUGUUGGACGUUUCAGAGUACGACGGCGAGGAGACCGCUGAGGGUAGCACCCUCCUCGCAGAAGUCAAGGCUAAGGCUGGUGGCCGAGUGAAGGGCCAGCCAAAGAGUCAAGGGAAGGCCGCCUCCAAUCAGACCAAAGUGGCUGAUUGGGUCAAGGCAGGUCUUGAUCAAGACGUGUGGCAAGACCGUCGAGUGCGUGGCGCUUGUAUUAACUUUGGAUGGGAAGAAGUUGAGACGAUUGAGUACAUGAGCAAGAAAAUGCCAUCAAAAUUGGCAAAGUCCACCAACGAAAGGGAACUCUAUGCUCUCUACAAGGCACUUGUCCAUUGGAGACACUUUCUGUUGGGACGGUUCUUCUACUUGAGAAAUGACCAUCAGACGCUCAAAUGGAUCAAGACUCAACCGGCUCUUUCCGAUGCACUCGAGCGUUGGAUUGAGGUCAUAGAUCAAUAUGACUUCAAGCUUGAGUAUCUGAAGGGAGAGCACAACAAGGUUGCGGAUGCGCUAUCCCGUAGAGCAGACUACCUAGGUGCGCUAGUUUCUGAGUUUGGUGUAUCUGAAGGAGUAACUCAAUCAUUGGUGGGAGCCUAUCAGGAAGACUUUGUCACGAUGGACAUCAUCCGCAAACUUCAGGCAAAAGACAAUGCCACGGAAAGACUGAGUGUUUCCAUGGAUUUCAUGGAUACCCUGGUGACCAGCAAGAGUGGCAAGAGGCACAUCUUCGUCAUCAUUGAUCGAUUCACCAAGUACGCUAGACUAGUUGCCGUGCUAGAGAGCGCAAGGACGGACCAUGUCAUCAAGUUGUUCCAGGACAACUGGGUGCGUGACUUUGGUUUACCAAAGACAAUCGUUAGUGACAGAGAUGUUCGUUCCACAAGUGAGUUGUGGAAGAAGACUGCUGAGCAGAUGGGCAGUCAACUUAAGAUGACUUCAGGGAAUCAUCCCGAAGCCAACGGACAGGCCGAGCAAAUUAAUAGAGUUGUACAACACUUGCUGAGGCAUUACAUCAAGCCCAACCAGGAUGAUUGGGAUGAGAAGUUGCCUCUCAUCGCCAGCCUGUACAACAACGCUGUACACAACAGUACCGGCGUUAGUCCUAACCAGCUGCACUUGGGAUGGAAGCCUAGAUCUGCUCUAGACUUCCUCCUACCUGAAAACCGAUCCUCUGCAACUCCAGGCACACUUAAGUAUGGUGUGCAGUAUGAGAAGUUGUUGCAGCAAGCUGUCGAGCAUAUUACGAAAGCUCAGCAAGCAAUGAUUGCUUCUGAGAACAAGCAUCGACGACAGUCCUCAUUUCAGGUAGGGGAACGUGUCUGGGUCAAGGCUAGUGAGCUAGGACAGGAAUUCGAUAUCUCUAGAAAACUAAUGCCUCAGUACUUUGGUCCUUGGGAAGUCCUAGAUGUAGUAGGGGAUGAGAUGGAUGGUCCUACCUAUGUUAUCCGUAUCCCUGGACACCUACGCACUCACCCUGUCUUUCAUGCCUCAAAGCUUGCACCUUUCGCUGAGACUGAGCAAUUCUCCUUCAAGGAGAUCGAUGCUGCCCCCAACCAUGGAUGGUCGAGUGGACAUCGAUGACAUUGUGGAUCACAGAGAUCUGCCCGUUCAGAAGCCAUUGGGUAGAGGACCUCCUAAACCCAAGAGAGAAUAUCGCGUUAGAUUCAGGCAUCAUUCGGAUCCAAAAGAAGACCGGUGGUUCACUGACACAGCUCCUCAGGUGGUGGCAGAAUAUGAGAGGAAUCUGAAAGGGAAGGCACCUGCGAAGUAAGCAUCUCAGCGGACUUUCGAAGCUAAGGGGGAUGGAAUGUGAGGAUUGAGCCCUCAAGAAGGGGCCUUUCCAUGAUGAACAUGUUUUGGGCUAAGGCCCCAGCAAGCCUAGUGCCCGCCCUAAGUGAAGGCGGGCCAGCAAAUCAACAAGAGCCCCCUGU
Messenger RNA from Chara braunii, 3933 nucleotides. The record is from the annotation of a GenBank genome assembly. NCBI's taxonomy places the organism in Eukaryota, Viridiplantae, Streptophyta, Charophyceae, Charales, Characeae.